AUUCCGUGUAAACGGGUUUCCUCAAAUUUCUACAAAGAUUCCUACUUUCUUCUCCGACCAAACCCCCCGUCGGCGGCGGCUCUCACUACGCCGGAGAAAUGCUUCAACGAUGUCUUGGAACUCACCGUCUAUGGAAGAUCAAAAGAAUCAUUAGACAGAGCAAGCUCACGUUCAUCUGUCUUCUCCUAACAUUCGUCGUUCUCCGUAGCAACAUCGGCGCCGGAAAAUUCGGAACUCCUCAGCAAGAUUACGACGAGAUCCGACAACAUUUCUACUCCGGUCGCCGCGCCGAACCUCGCCGCGUUCUCGAAGAAACCCAAUCAAAAGAAAACAACUACGCUACAUUUGAUUUCAAUAAGAUACUCAUAGACGAAGAAGGUGAUGACGAAAACCCGGAUUCAAACAAGCCCUACAGUCUUGGACCGAAGAUUUCAGAUUGGGAUGAACAGAGAACUGAAUGGCUCAAGAUUAAUCGUAAAUUUCAAAUUCCAAAUAAGCCGAGGGUUCUUCUUGUCACUGGUUCAUCGCCGAAACCCUGUGAAAACCCUGUUGGGGAUCAUUACCUUGUGAAAUCGAUUAAGAACAAAAUCGAUUAUUGUAGGCUACAUGGGAUUGAAAUUUUCUAUAACAUGGCUUUAUUUGAUGCAGAAAUGUCUGGGUUUUGGGCAAAACUUCCAUUGAUUCGGAAGCUUUUGUUAUCUCAACCUGAAAUUGAGUUCUUAUGGUGGAUUGAUAGUGAUGCCAUGUUUACAGAUAUGGCGUUUGAAGUUCCAUGGGAGAGGUAUAAAGAUCAUAACUUGGUUAUGCACGGAUGGAAUGAUAUGGUUUAUGAUGAGAAGAAUUGGAUUGGCUUAAACACUGGAAGUUUCUUGUUGAGGAAUUGUCAAUGGUCAUUAGAUAUUCUUGAUGCUUGGGCUCCAAUGGGUCCAAAAGGGAAGGUUAGAGAGGAUUCAGGCAAGAUUCUUACUAAAGAAUUGAAGAACAGACCGGUUUUUGAAGCUGAUGAUCAGUCGGCUAUGGUGUAUCUGCUUGCGACGCAGAGAGAUAGGUGGGGGGAAAAGGUUUAUUUGGAGAAUGCAUAUUAUCUGCAUGGUUAUUGGGGGAUUCUAGUUGACAGGUACGAGGAAAUGAUGGAGAAUUACCAUCCGGGUUUGGGUGAUCAUAGAUGGCCACUCGUGACCCAUUUUGUCGGGUGCAAACCUUGUGGGAAAUUCGGGGAUUAUCCGGUUGAGAGAUGCUUGAAGCAGAUGGAUCGCGCGUUUAACUUUGGCGAUAAUCAGAUUCUUCAUAUGUAUGGUUUUGAACACAAGUCUCUUGGGAGUAGGCGAGUUAAACGCGUUAAGAAUGAAUCUAGUAAUCCACUUGAAGUUAAGGAUGAACUCGGAUUGCUUCAUCCUGCAUUCAAGGCUAUUCAAUCGCCUUAGAAUUGUAAUUCUAUACAGCUUGUUUCAUAUUGUUUGUGAAAAGUAAA
This is a messenger RNA of Impatiens glandulifera, 1471 nucleotides long. RefSeq names its product xyloglucan 6-xylosyltransferase 2-like. The record is from RefSeq and is a predicted model, not a curated record. Gene Ontology annotation, biological process: xyloglucan biosynthetic process. The transcript has a single exon. NCBI's taxonomy places the organism in Eukaryota, Viridiplantae, Streptophyta, Magnoliopsida, Ericales, Balsaminaceae. Bases 99 to 1424 code for a protein of 441 amino acids. Gene Ontology annotation, cellular component: endosome; membrane; trans-Golgi network. Gene Ontology annotation, molecular function: hexosyltransferase activity; UDP-xylosyltransferase activity; xyloglucan 6-xylosyltransferase activity.